Malassezia restricta is the source of this 1725-nucleotide messenger RNA. Its product is annotated as BRCT domain protein. Lineage: Eukaryota; Fungi; Basidiomycota; Malasseziomycetes; Malasseziales; Malasseziaceae. The transcript has a single exon. The coding region runs from base 1 to 1725 and encodes 574 amino acids. The record is from RefSeq and is a predicted model, not a curated record. Gene Ontology annotation, biological process: mitotic DNA replication checkpoint signaling; DNA replication initiation; mitotic G2 DNA damage checkpoint signaling.
AUGCAGAGCACGAACCGGUGGCACAAGAGCCAUCGGUCCAUCAAGAUUCCGCAUGUCAAGCUACGACCUGCACCGCCAUCGAAGCGCACGCACGAUCCAGACGCUGAGGACGACGCGCAUUUCCGAAAGACGCGCGUGACGACGACAGCGCGCGCACAUACGCAUGCCGACUUUGUGGCGCACGCGCCACUCCAGCACGUCGUCUUGAGCUUUACCGGCAUACCCGACAAGCACGACCUGAUCCAAGUCGCAGAGCGGCUCGGCGCGCGUGUGUGCGGUGACCUCACUGUCGACGUGACGCACCUCAUUGCCCUCUCCGCCGGCUCGGACAAGUACCGCGCUGCCGUGCAGUUCCACAUGUGCGUCGUGCGCCCGGAAUGGCUGUACCUCGUACGUGAGGCAUGGCUGGCGGGCGACGACACAGUCGAUGUCGCGCAAUUGGCCGAGCAGUGCCGUCUGCUGCCUUUUGAGGGACUCGUGCUCGGCCUGACGGGCUUUGAUGCUCACGAGCGCGAUCGACUCGCGGCGCGCAUCGACGCCCUCGGCGGACAUGUCGCACCCCGCAUCGUAUGGGAUGGAUCGAUUACGCAUCUCGUGUGCGCACCGCCCUCAGAGGACCGCCACCGCAAGGGCCUCGAUCGCGUGCUCAUGUAUCGCGCCCUGCUCAGCGAGUGCCCCGACGCACCGCAUGUCCAGCACGCCGCACGCAUCCAUCUCGUGCAUCAUGUAUGGGUCGACGACUGCGAGCGCGCGCGCGUCCUGCUGCCAGAAUCAGCCUACGACGCUACAAGAGACGUGGACAGCGCCGACGCGCGUGCUCAGCGCGUGGCUUCGCUCCAGCCACGCGUCUUGGACCGCACACACAGCGACGCAGCACCGCCACCCGCGCCGCCUACGCCACCUGCUCCUGCCGCGCCUCGCCGGCGCACGUCCCUCUUGUCGUGGUCGCGCUCGGCCAGCUUCGACGCCCCGAGCCGCGAUCAGGGCCUAUGGGCUACGCACACGUUUCACAUCGAUAUGCACGACGCAGCACGGACGCGACGCGUCAUCCAUGUGGUGCGCAGUGCGGGCGGCCACGUCGUACCCAGCACCGACGAAGCCGAUUACGCGAUUGGUCCCUAUGUCCCCCCGGCACCGGGCCGGGCCCGGUGCUACGCCACACACCAUUGGAUCGAGCGGUGCCUGUACGACGAGGCCCUUGUCGACGUGCAUGCCCACCCGGCGUACCGUCCACCGACACGGCCGCUGCCGAUCCCCGAAGCGAAGGACUGGUGCAUCACACUCACCGGCAUGGACCGACAUGCCCCCACAUACCACCAUACCUGCGCCGUCAUUGAGGCCAUCGGCGCACGCGUAAGUGCCUCGCUUGCGCGGCACACUACGACGCACCUUUUGUGUGCGCCAGGCGCGCACACCAGCCUCAAGGCCCAAAAGGCCACCGAAUGGCAGAUUCCUCUCGUCGACCUGGCGUUCCUCGAGGCCCUCGUGCAUCCUGCGGCAGCCUCGCCGUCACGUCGUCGAGCACGCCCGACGCACCGCGCGGUCCUUGGGCACGAUGCGCGUCCCUCGAUCACCGAGGAGGCGCCGGUGGCCAGCGAGCCGGACAGGAUCGAGGCGCCUGCGCAGCCCAUGGUCCUGUACGACGACCCCGUCGCCCGUCGUGAGCAGUCCAAGCUCAUGGCCCUCGUGCAUGGCGAGCCUAGCCACCGCACACGAAAGAGCUAG